Molecule: messenger RNA, 1134 nt
Organism: Exophiala bonariae
Lineage: Eukaryota; Fungi; Ascomycota; Eurotiomycetes; Chaetothyriales; Herpotrichiellaceae
Exons: 2
Coding region: 1-1134 (377 amino acids)
Source: RefSeq, a predicted model, not a curated record
AUGGUCAAAGCCGAGAUCCUUGGCUAUCUGUGUCUGGUCUUUCUAAGCAGAUUCCUUUUGACUCUGAUGUGCCACGUCAUCUGGUGUUUCUAUCGAAAUCUGGCGAUCAUCAAAUCAUACCUCGUCUUUCCAGGAGUCAAAUACUUGAAGAAUCUGGCUGUGUGCAUCAUCCGCAACUGUCUCUACCAGUAUCGCAACGAGUCUGCCGCUUUCCGUGCACUCUGUCUUCUCAUGGACCUGGGAUCUUAUGACCGAUCCAUUCACCCUUGCCUCCUGAAUUUGAUCGGCACCGCCGUUCGGGAUUGGGUCGUCAGUACCGAAGGCAGCCGUCGCGAAUUGACCACAUUUCUAGCCGGCUGUACGCUCACCCCAACGACUAUCUUCCUCAGAUAUUGCACUCAGUCCCUGAUCAUCAGUAUUCAAGGAUGGUUCUAUGUCUAUGUCGAGCUCUACCGCGACUGCCACGGCAACGUGACGGUGAUUCUGGCCGAAGUUCUCCUUGUAAAAAUCGUCAUCAUCCAAGAGCGUUUCGUACCAGCAUUCGACUUCGAAAACUCGCUCUCGCCUUACGACGAAUACCCAUCAGUCCCACUGGAGAUCGAGGAUCUUGAAACAGAUUCAGAAUCAGACCACCAAUCGAGUUGGUCGCUCUCCAAUGGCACACAUUCUUUUUACCGCCGUGGCUCACUGUCAACUAUCGAGGAAGUCGACGAGGAUAUGAGUGAGACUCAAUCGACCACGGACCAGGACAACGAACAAGGACUCCAAUUGGUUCCGUAUCAUGCCUCCAACUUUGCCGGUCUCGAAUACGAGGAGUUCGACAACGACAGUGACAGUGACAGUGGGUCCGAAUACUCCGAUUUCAGCUGGGACACCAAAGAGGUUGACGACGAUACCUACAGCCAGUCCGAGUACUCCGACAAUGAAUCCGCCUGGGAGUCCGAGUCCGCCUACAGUGACGACGAGGCGUCCAUCGACUAUUCAAACUAUGCACGCUCCCUUCGCGAGUAUCAAACCGAAAUUCGUGGUGCUGUCCAAGUCCAAAUCCAAGUCCUCGGUAAACGUCGAUACGAUGCAGCAUUUGAAGAUGAGGUCUCGGAAGAGAUGUUGGCCUGGCUCAACGAAACAUACUAA